Ilyonectria robusta is the source of this 435-nucleotide messenger RNA. RefSeq lists its product as uncharacterized. Lineage: Eukaryota; Fungi; Ascomycota; Sordariomycetes; Hypocreales; Nectriaceae. The transcript is spliced from 3 exons. The coding region runs from base 1 to 435 and encodes 144 amino acids. The record is from RefSeq and is a predicted model, not a curated record.
AUGGCGAUGGAUCUUGAGAAUGCAACUACCGCUCACAACAUUCACCACUUUGAAACUCAAGGCCGUCGACUUCUUGAGGAUUUUUCCCGCUCCGGCUGGAAUAACUAUCGUCGUUCUAGGCUUGAAAAGAGUUUCUUGGGACUCGGCUCAAUUAAUUUCACUCCCAACAACCGGCUCGGCCGCUACCGUGGGUGCAUCCUGUUCGGAUGGCUGUACUGGGCAGUUGGGCCUGGCUUGGUGCCAACCCUCGAUGAGAACACAGGAGUGGAUAAACGGAUUGGCUAUUCCGUUCUAAUUAGAAUAGGAGCCGACAGCACGUUACAGCCGGCACCUAUUUCUACCCAAGCAGGAGUGGAGGGGCGUGAUAUGGCUGCCGUCAAGUCGUUUAGAAAGUCCGUUAAUUUGCACGAGAAAGAGCCCAAUGAUCAGUCAUGA